UGUUUGGGUCCCGGGCCCGGCGACCGGGAGAAGGUUCCAGGCUCGGCUACCAUGUCGGGUCUUAACAAGUCGGUGGAGCUGCAGCUGCAGGUGCGGCAGCAGUCGGAGGAGCUGCGGGAUUUCAUGAGGGAGCUGGACGGCUGGGAGAAAGACAUUAAGAAGAAGGACGACGAGCUCCGGCGGCAGAGCGGCGAGGCCCCGGCCUUGGACCCGACACUACCACCUGUAAGAAAUCGAAAUUAUAAGAAAAAUACAAAUAAAAAGACUGUUUCACGGAACAAUAGGAAGAACAAAGAAAAUAAAGCAACAAGAAUAAAAUCUUAUGACUAUAAGUCUUGGGAAAAAUUUGAUGUGGACAAAGUGCUGGAAGAACUGGAUAAAAAUGACAGCAUUUCGGAGCCGGACACAGAAGAUGAGGAAAUAGAUGUAGAGAAAGCUCUUUUGGAGAAAGAAAAGGGUAAUAAUUACUUCAAAGAAGGCAAAUAUGAUGAAGCAAUAGACUGUUAUACCAGGGCCAUGACAAUGGAUCCAUAUAACCCAGUUUUCCCUACAAAUCGUGCAUCGACUUUCUUAAAAAUAAAAAAGUAUGCCGUUGCAGAAUCAGAUUGCAAUUUAGCUAUUGCACUGGACAAGUCCUUCAUGAAAGCUUAUCUUCGAAGAGGUGCUGCUCGUAUGAAACUGAAAAACUUUCAAGCUGCAAAAGAAGAUUUUGAACUGGUGUUAAGCUUGGAUGCACAAAACUUUGAAGCACAGAAUGAACUCAGAAAAGUAAAUGAGGCUCUAGCAUCAGAACAAUGUGGUAAAGAUCAGAGUCAAUUGAACAAAUAUGAAGAAAUGGAUACCAACGAAGAAAAGAAACUGACUGGAACACAGGCGAAACAGCAGGCAAUUUUUGAGAAAGACUUGGGCAAUGAAUACUUUAAGGAAGGAAAGUAUUUAGAAGCAAUUGAAUGCUAUACCAGAGGGAUGGCAGCAGAUGGCACCAAUGCACUUUUACCAGCAAACCGGGCCAUGGCUUGUAUUAAACUUGAAAAGUUUGCAGAGGCAGAAGCUGACUGUAGCCAGGCAAUCUCGUUGGAUAAUACUUAUUCCAAAGCAUUUGCACGAAGGGGAACUGCCCGAAUGUGCCUAGGAAAGAUGAAGGAAGCGAAAGAAGAUUUUGAAAUGGUACUGUUGCUGGAACCAGGAAACAAGCAAGCUUUAACUGAACUUGAAAAAAUAAACAAGGAAUUGGCUUUGCCAGAGGCCACCACACAGCAGAAAUCUUCAGAAAGCAAAGAAAGUCGGAGACUAAUCAAACCAAUCCAUAAACCACCACAUCAAAGAUCUACUAAACCCCUCAUAAGAGUUGCUAUUGAAGAAGUUGGAGAUACAGUGACUAAUAUUAAGACAGAGGCAGCUGCAGUCAGUUUCCCUUUUGAUCUUGCAGUGAAGCAGCCAUCUGUGUUACCACCUGUAGAAGAGGCCAGCAAGAUUCAGGAAAAAAUCACCCAUUGUGACUCCUCUGUGCCAGCUGCUGAAGCGCCUAGUGCCAAAAUACUUAAAGUUGAAGAGAGAGGACAUUCUGGUGUGUCAGAGAAGCAAUCAGUUAAAGCUGAAACUCCUGCUGUAGAGAGCUUGGCAGACAUGAAAGCUAAAGCACCUCUGUUUUCCCACUCUGUGAUUAUCCCACAUGCUCCCGCCAACUCCUUUCAACUCGAAGCAGAUCUCCGCAAACUGAAGAAUUAUCCAGAGGUGUUACAUAAAUAUUUGAAGCAAAUUGAGCCCUCUUUUUAUCCACAACUGUUUCAAAAAUCUUUGGAACCUGACAUUUUAAAUCACAUAUUAAGAAUCCUUCACAGUUCAUAUAUCAGGUUUGAAGAACCUUCCCUUAUUCUAGAUAUCCUAAGGAACUUGGCAAAUGUGAAAAGGUUUGAUAUGGCAGUGAUGUUUAUGUCGGAAUCAGAAAGAAAAGUUGUAAAAGAUUUAUUUGAUCAUCUACAGAAAUCAGGAGUUGAAGAAGGACCACUUAAAACAUUGAAGAGCAGAUACAGUGUUUGAAACAUCUCUCUGGCACAGAAAUAAGUAGAGUAAAGGGCAAAAUUUGUACCUUGAUUUACCCAAAUUCCCUAAGCUGACAUUUUACAAUUUAUUUAAUAUAAAGUUUGUCCCAUGUAUGUACAGUAUUUCUCCUGAGCCAUUUCCUUUCUUGGCUGGUAAGGAUGGAUCAUCUGUGCUUUAUAGUUUUUAUCGCUAUAGAUGAUGCCACUGAGCAGCCAUGAGGAGAUAUGUUUUUGGAAAUUUAACUACAUUUGUCUUCAGUCUCAAGCCCAGAUGAGACUGUGGAACAUGGCCAAAAGAGGUAAUUUUGGGACUUGAGGGAACUGAUUGAGUGUAAGAUAUUGACUGCUUGAGCUACCAAGUCGCUCUUUUUUAUUUUUGUUGUAGGGAUUUUUAUUCCUGGCUUUUCUUGAUUAGGGUUUCCUUGGAAAAUUAAAUCCAAUUUUGAUUAUUUUUUUCCUGUUUUCGUUUGUUAUAUUUCCAUGUACAGAUUUGUGAGAGUUCUUAUGCAUUUCAGAGUGAGAGAGAGACUUGGUCAAAAUAAUGCAAAUAAACUUGGCUUCAGGAA
This is a messenger RNA of Carcharodon carcharias (great white shark), 2608 nucleotides long. It is a transcript of the gene rpap3, whose product is annotated as RNA polymerase II associated protein 3. NCBI's taxonomy places the organism in Eukaryota, Metazoa, Chordata, Chondrichthyes, Lamniformes, Lamnidae. The transcript has 16 exons. Gene Ontology annotation, molecular function: protein binding. Bases 52 to 2040 code for a protein of 662 amino acids. The record is from RefSeq and is a predicted model, not a curated record.